GAAUUUGAAUCGGGAAGCGCUCUCCAGUACCGCAAGAUCUGGUCUCAACCUAUGUGCAAAGAUGUUGACAAGUUUGCUGGGGCAUUCACGUUGCCUGUUAGCUGGCUGUGAGAAACAAAUUGGGACUGAUUCUCCACAAAGUUCUAUAUUUUUGGAUCCUGGGUCAUUAAGUCAGGAAAGUUGGCACCAUGAAACAAUUUUUUCAUCUAUUGACGCCAAUGGAACUCUAGGAGAGCUUGAUUCAAUCACUCCUAUAAUGUCACCCAUAAUGGGUCAUGAAAUGCCAUUUCAAACUGGUAGAACAUCCUAUUCUUUUGAAAGUAAAAGACUUGCUGAGAAUAGGGCCAACUGUGUUCCACCAGCAUUUUUUGAAACUCCAAAGGCAAUGACCAAGGUCAUCCCAUUGCGGAGGAGACUUCUCCAGUCACAUCUGGCCUCGGAUGGAAGUGUGCAAUCGUCCAAAACUCCUCAGCAAUCUCUUGAAGUUAAUCCGUCAAACUAUUCUUGUAGCAGACUAUAUUCUGAAGAUGGAAUCUGUUUAGACAGUUCGUUGGACUCUCCAGGAGAUUUGAAUUUUGAAGCUUUGGGAGUCAGCACUUUAAAAGGUGAGGAACGUACCACUUCAUGUAGAAAUAAGAGAUAUUUAUUCGCACAACAACGAACCUCCACAGUUGAUGAUUUAAAGAGUAAAAAUCAGCUAGCACCUGACAAAUGUGCAACUCCAGAUGGAUUCCCUAUAUACAAUCUAGAUAUAAGCAAUCUCUGUUGCUCAAGAGGGAAUACAGUAUGCUCUUUGACCGAGCCAUUUAAAACUCCAUCUGGCAGUGGAAAAGUUACUGUAAUUGAAGAGCAUCAAUUUCUUACUCCAAUGAACAAAUUUGCAGAAAACCUUAAUCUAAACUUGCCUCUGUGCGAAAGUUUACCCAGGAGCCCUUCACAUGAAAAACUAGAUGCCUCAAUAACUGAAGAUAGUGGCUAUAAUUCAGUUGGCUUAGAAAAAUCUGAUUCAUUUUCAAAUCACGAAGGUUCCUUCCAGGAGUUAGUACAACUUGAGGAAACUCCUAAGACUGUGGAUCACAAAAAACAUUUAAGAACUUUAGAGAGAAGCAAGCGACUGUCCACUCUCAGGGAACGAGGAUCCCAGUCUGAAGCAGAAGAUGAAACCAAAAACGUUGUCCUGAAAGGGUCAGGUUACAUAUUGAGAGAUUCAGAAGUUUCUGUUACCGAAGACACUGUGUUUGAGAAAGAAGCAUGCAAUGAGUCCCUGCUAGACGUUGAAGAUCUGUCUUACAUGCCUGCCUUGCAACUAGUGAAGGAAAUGUGCAUGAGAAAAAGGAAAAGGCCAGAGGAUCAGGGUUUACUCACACUGGCUGAAUCUAAGCUAUCGCUCCCAGGGCUCAUUGGCAGAAAAAUGGGUUUAGAAAAGGUGGAUAUGCUGAAAGAACUUCUGAGCAGGAAUUUGAUGCACAUCCUCACUCUAAUUUUAGGCUACAUAAGCGUGGAGGAUAUCUGCAGAGCAUGGAAGGCAAGCAAAGUUUGGAAGAAAAUUAUCAAGCAAGAUAAGACUGCAUAUCUCAAGAGGAAGCGGUACCUGGAUAAAAUUCGAGAGUUAAAAGUGGGUAGUUUUCCAUGGGCCCCGGAUGCUGAAACAAGGUGUAAUCUCCCAAAUCGGUCUGCUUUUAAAACUGUUCAGGCUCAAGCCCUCACACGAACUCCACAGCGACAAGUUGAUUCUGCAGAACGCAGCAGUAAUCCAAGAUCAGCCAGUAAACGAGAGGAGUUUCUGAAGAUUGCCAAAACUCUGUUCAACAACGAGGCUCUAAAACCAUGCCCACGCUGCCAAUCGCCUGCCAAGUAUAAUCCAAUGAAGAAACAGGGUCUCUGUAGUUCGGACGAUUGUGCCUUUGACUUCUGCACACAAUGCUUCUGUGCCUUCCACGGGUCCAAAGAAUGCAGCAGCAGGUCCGCCAAAUGCUUGGGCAAAAAGGAGGCUGCGCCUGGAAGUGCACAAAGCAAACGGAAUUUGAAAAGACUGUGAAUUUGUACAUAUGAAGAAUAGAAUUCUCUUGAGCCUUUUUUCCUACCUCCAGUUUUAUUGGCCUUUUGUGCAUCGUUACAGAAAUGCUGCAAAAAGCCCUUUUUUUAGAGCUGUAUGCCACAGUACUUCUCAACUUUUAUGUAUUUUUCUCUUAGAGGGAAAAUCUGAAAUCUUAGAAUUCCAAAUUUCCUAUUUGUUUUGAAAUUGCCUAUCUGAUCUUUGAUGACUUUUUUUCCUCAUUCUCGGAUCUGCAGCAAAACCUGAGCUUUACUAUGGGUAAAAAUCCUUUCUGAUAGAAUACUCCAGAUGUGAUUAAUAUUAAAAAAACUGCUUCUCAAUUUUUUUGUUUGAAUUCAUCCUGGAUCCACGAAAGUGGAACAAGAAUAGUUCAGAUUACAAUCCACAACAGAGUCCUCAUUUUGAAGGUUAAUUGCUCCUUUUGUAAAUACUCUUGCUUGUUUAUUUUAUUCCAUAUUCUGGUUGACUUUGCACUCUAAAUGAGAUUGAUGUCCGGGCUAUCUCUCCAGUGCAUUGCUGGGGUCAGAAGUGCUGUUUCGAUGAGAUGCUAAACCAGACAAGCUGCCUUUUCGCUUGGAUGGUAAAAAUUUCACGGCACUAUUCAAAAAGUGACUAGAGUUUCUUCCAGAGUCCUCGAUACAGACCUCCAGAUAAAUUGGUCGUUUAUCUCACGAUUCUUUGUGGUACCUUGCAAAUUGGCUGCAGAAUUGCCUUACAAGUACAAACCCUACAUUUUGAGGACAAUUGCCUGUGAGGUGCUUUAAAAUGUUUUGACAUUAUAAAUGUAAUAUCAAAU
Callorhinchus milii (elephant shark) is the source of this 2852-nucleotide messenger RNA. Its product is annotated as F-box only protein 43. Gene Ontology annotation, biological process: negative regulation of meiotic nuclear division; regulation of mitotic nuclear division. Gene Ontology annotation, cellular component: nucleus. The transcript is spliced from 5 exons. The record is from RefSeq and is a predicted model, not a curated record. NCBI's taxonomy places the organism in Eukaryota, Metazoa, Chordata, Chondrichthyes, Chimaeriformes, Callorhinchidae. The coding region runs from base 62 to 2038 and encodes 658 amino acids.